This is a messenger RNA of Brassica rapa (field mustard), 889 nucleotides long. Its product is annotated as 60S ribosomal protein L19-3. Gene Ontology annotation, cellular component: cytosolic large ribosomal subunit; ribosome. Gene Ontology annotation, molecular function: structural constituent of ribosome; RNA binding. The record is from RefSeq and is a predicted model, not a curated record. Lineage: Eukaryota; Viridiplantae; Streptophyta; Magnoliopsida; Brassicales; Brassicaceae. Gene Ontology annotation, biological process: translation.
AACGAGAGGUUAGAGAGAAUGUCAUUUAUAAAGCUAUCGUCUUCCACAACGACUAGCUUUCCUUCGAGAACGGAGAAGAGGCGAAAGAAAUGGUGUCGCUGAAGCUCCAGAAGCGGCUCUCAGCCUCAGUGCUCAAGUGCGGCAAGGGCAAAGUAUGGCUCGACCCAAACGAAGGCAACGACAUCGCCAUGGCCAAUUCGCGCCAAAACAUAAGGAAGCUAUUGAAUGAUGGAUUUAUCAUCAGGAAGCCAACGAAGAUCCACUCACGCUCCAGAGCACGUCGUAUGAAGAUCGCCAAGAUGAAGGGACGCCACUCUGGUUACGGUAAGAGGAAGGGUACUAGGGAGGCGAGGCUACCGACGAAGGUGUUGUGGAUGAGGAGGAUGAGAGUGUUGAGGCGUCUUUUGAAGAAGUACCGUGAGUCGAAGAAGAUUGACAAGCACAUGUACCAUGACAUGUACAUGAAGGUGAAGGGAAACGUUUUCAAGAACAAGCGUGUGUUGAUGGAGAGUAUUCAUAAGUCGAAGGCUGAGAAGGCGAGAGAGAAGACUCUGUCUGAUCAGUUUGAGGCUAAGAGGGCUAAGAACAAGGCUAGGAGAGAGGAAAGACUUGCCAAGGGUCCUGGAGGAGAUGUACCUGCCGCUGCACCACCUGUCUAGACAGCAGAAUAAGGUCUCAGCGAAAAGGUCUAGGUCUAAGAAGUGAAGAUUUUGUUCGUUAGUGUAGUGUCUUUUCUUUAGCAGAUAAUUUUGCAUAUGGUUUUUGUGAUUCGGCUUAGACAGAACACUUUAUUUGUGACAAGUAUGAGAACCUUAGUCAGCAGUUCGCUGUGUUUAGUCUUCAAAUACUUUUUAUUCCAUAUCAUCUCAGCAAUAUGCCCUUUACGACU